CUGCCUGUUUGUGUACUUUCAGUUCCAAAUGAGAUGUGUGGCUGACCAGUGAGGUCGGAACUCUGGUGUUCAUAACGCUGAGGUUCUGCUAUACUAAUGUUACAUACUGAUUCUAGCAGCAUGUAUUAGUGGACUUGUAAGUUAAAAAUCUGUAUGGAGAUAUAUCCAGGGUGAAGUGCUUCAGUCUCUUUUCGUUUCUCAUCUUGUGCUACACUGAGGGGAAUGAGGUUAGUGUUAAAGAACACUUUAGGCUCAAGUCUUUGCCUUUCAGUUGUUAGUGUCAUAAUUGCUAAUCUCUGGAUGACAAAGAUGAACAGACACAAUUGAAGUCUCUGUUAGCAAUGAUUCUGACUGGAGUGAUGAUGACAAUAGCAUUGAAAACAUCUUAUUUGCAGGAUCAUCAAACUAAUCAAUGUUUUUGUUGUCUUCAAUAGACAGUUUCAUUUGAUGGAUCAUCUGAUAUUAAAGAAUCCAAGAAACUACUUUCUGCACUUUGAGCUGAGCACAUAUCCUAUCUUAUCCUGGCGCAAUGCAAGCAAACGAGUUUGACUCAUCUGAUGAAGAGCCUAUUCAAGAUGAUCAGACACCAUUUCAGAUAUCAUGGUUAGCCCUGUCGGCUGUCUAUUGUUCUCAGUUUCUGGGAGUAUGUUCUCUGCCAGGUUGUAGGUUCAAGGAUGUUAGAAGAAAUCUUCAGAAAGAUAUAGAAGAAUUAAAGGGGUAUGGGACACAGGAUAUAUUUGUGCUCUGUACCAGAGGAGAACUCUCAAAGUAUCGGGUGCCAAACCUACUAAACUCCUACCAGCAGCAUGGGAUUAUUGUGCAUCACCAUCCUAUUCUUGAUGGAGACACUCCUGACAUCGCCAACUGCUGUACCAUUCUGGAAGAACUAAGGGGCUGUCUGGAAAACAACCGGAAAACGUUAAUACACUGUUACGGAGGAUUUGGACGCUCAUGUCUCAUAGCUGCAUGUCUUUUGCUUCAAUUAUCUGAUGCAAUGGAACCCCAAGAGGCAAUAGAGAGCCUCCGAGACUUAAGAGGAUCUGGGGCAAUACAGACAAUAAAGCAAUACAACUAUCUCCAUGACUUUCGAGAGAACCUGGCUGCACAUCUGUCAACAAAAGAUGCAAUAUUAAGAUCAGUAUCACGAUAAACUAAUAUUGGCAUUAUGGUAUAUCUGUUGUGUACAUAUGGUAUUAUGGCUGAGUACAAGUUCUACGUAAAAAGACAUCUCUCUCCUACAUGACCUUUAAUACCACUUUAUUAGUCACUGCUUCUGGCAAAGUAUUAUCCUAACACCCCAUCUCUCUACUGUAAAUAGAUACAAGACUGGUGCUGGAAAGGGUCUUGUAAGCUCUAGUAAUAUCCUGCAUUUCAAACUUCCAAGGACUAAUUUCUAAGUUCAUUCUCUACAAGUAUUUCCACACAUGAAGGGAGAAAUGUUAUGCUGGUGUCCCCUCCAUUUCUAAUGGGCUUGUUUUAGUACAGUAACUUCAGCAGUUCACUGCUGAUGUAUUAAUUCCCUUCAUCAAGUAUGUCCUUAGCAGUAUACAAGUUUCAACACUCUGAACUAGUAUUUUGGUUUUUAAAUUUUGGCCUUUUCUGUAUGUUGCAUUUUAUGUAUUUACUGAAUGGAGGUAUUACAGGGGAUGUCAAAUAAGAAAUAAAACAA
This is a messenger RNA of Trachemys scripta elegans, 1669 nucleotides long. It is a transcript of the gene CDKN3, whose product is annotated as cyclin dependent kinase inhibitor 3. The coding region runs from base 530 to 1150 and encodes 206 amino acids. The transcript is spliced from 8 exons. Gene Ontology annotation, biological process: protein dephosphorylation. Gene Ontology annotation, cellular component: nucleus. NCBI's taxonomy places the organism in Eukaryota, Metazoa, Chordata, Testudines, Emydidae. The record is from RefSeq and is a predicted model, not a curated record. Gene Ontology annotation, molecular function: protein tyrosine phosphatase activity.